AUGACCCGGAAGGCCAAGGCAACAAUUGCCGUGCUCACGACUCUGAUCGCUUAUGUGUCGGUCAACAGUAUAAUCCGCGCAACCCGGCCGACCGCCUUCAUAUGGUACGCGGAGGAUCGGGAGGAGAGGAGCUGGAUCGCGAGCUCGCGCUCCUGGUUCGAUCGUAAGGCAUGUCGGUGGCUUGGCAUCUGCGGUGCGGCUCAUUUCCAGACCGCACACGGCCAAUUCGGACAUCGCGACCCGGCGAAGUGGGCGGAUGCGCCAGAGGUCGAUCCAGAAGAGCCCUGGCGGUCGUUUUGGUUUAGCGGGGCUGGCGAGGCCGAGUGGGAUGCCGAGGAGCGGGCUCGGCGGCUGAUCCCGGACUAUGUUUUCCACUAUGCCCCACUCGUCCAUCUUUAUUCUGGCGAGCAAUUCUGGCCUGGGGAUAUCGCCGAACAUUUGUUUCAUACUACUCCGGCCUUGAAUUACACGCCAAUUCAGGCCCAAUGGGAUCACCCGACGCUGGGAGAUCUGAGCGAGUUGAACGAGUGGGAAAGGGGCAGGCAUGUUUUCUUGACCAGCAAUGACGAUGUUCAGACGCGUCCACCAUGGCUAGAGGGCGAGAGGAAUAUCCCACAAGCAGAUGGUGACAUCAAGGAAGAAUCAUGGGCUGAUUGGGAUGGUCGAGUUGAUGAGGAUAUUCCCGGUGAUACAGAGGAAGACCGCACCAAGUGGUAUGAUUUCCACCAAUUGCAAGAGGAGGAAGCUUCUACACAAGAACCCGACCCGGACGACUAUUUACAAGUGCAAGAAGUCCUCAAGAAUGAGAUUCGCAAUAUUCGCAAGCGGUAUGGAGGAAAAGAGAUCCACGACGAGGGUGCCGGCGGUCGGAGUGACGCCCCUGCAAUCUUGGUAGUCAUGGACAAAGGCAACGGAAUCGUCGAUGCGUUCUGGUUCUAUUUUUACAGCUUCAAUCUCGGCAACACGGUAGUCAACGUCCGGUUUGGAAACCACGUCGGUGAUUGGGAGCAUUGCCUGGUGCGCUUCCACCGGGGUGAACCCAAGGCACUAUUCUUCAGUGCCCACCAAGGCGGAGAAGCCUAUAGCUAUGAAGCCGUUGAGAAAAUCGGACAACGGCCCGUCAUCUACUCUGCCGCUGGCAGCCAUGCAAUGUACGCCACGGCUGGGGAGCACGAAUACAUCCUUCCCUGGGGACUGCUGCACGACGUAACGGACCGCGGUCCACUAUGGGAUCCGGUCCUCAAUUCCAAAUCCUACAUCUAUGAUUUCAAUAAUCAGGAUCUGCGGGCAUCGACCUCCAGUCCCUCGGCCCCAACAGAAUGGUUCCAUUUCAGGGGUCACUGGGGCGACAAGUUCUAUCCAUUAGGCGAUUCCCGCCAGUACCGUUUCGGAGGCCAGUACCACUAUGUUAAUGGGCCCCUUGGUCCGAAAUUCAAACACCUCAACCGUCACAAGGUUUGCCAGGGCCCCGAUCGUGCUCCCUGUGUGAUCAAGAAUUAUAUUGAACAAGGGAAGCGAGCUCGGCGAUGGGGUCCAAGUGGGCCUGGAGAGUAG
Molecule: messenger RNA, 1554 nt
Organism: Penicillium bovifimosum
Lineage: Eukaryota; Fungi; Ascomycota; Eurotiomycetes; Eurotiales; Aspergillaceae
Exons: 2
Coding region: 1-1554 (517 amino acids)
Source: RefSeq, a predicted model, not a curated record